AUGUCAUUAACAAUAAUACGAUGUUCGCGUGUCUUGGUGGAGCGCCUCGGUGGCGGAGGGCUGGGUCUGGGCAGUGGAGGGUUCCGCGGCGGAGGUCAGCCCUCGCUAGCGGACUUCCAGCCGCCCUACUUCCCACCGCCCUUUGCACCGCCUGCGCAUCCCGCCACGCCGCAUCAGCAACAAGGCCAUGGCAUGGAUUAUGGAAGCAGUGGAGGUGGAGAAUAUGGUCAGCACUACGCGCCUCAGCAAUUGCUGCCUCGUCACCACGGUCACCACGAGCCGCAUGGCCAUCUGCGCCACCAUCGUGAUCAUCAUGACAUACAUUCGCACCAUUUAUCGCACGGUGGCUUCAGCUAUAGCGGCAGUGAUCGGCGGUCGGAUUAUGGGGUCCGGGAACAGCAUGAGUUGGCGUUACAUCAUGCCCUGCACUCCACAGAUGAAACACAGAAUGCUGGCAUGGAUGACACCACGGGAUUCAUGACAGACUUACCCUUAUUAAAAUCGAUGAAAGGCCGCGAUGGCCUAAGCGCAGGGUCAUGUGCACCAAACGACGUGUUCUGCUCAGUGCCAGGACGCUUGUCACUUCUCUCCUCAACCAGCAAGUACAAAGUGACAGUCGCUGAGGUCCAACGAAGGCUAUCUCCCCCAGAGUGCCUCAACGCGUCGCUGUUAGGAGGAGUCUUACGGAGAGCAAAAAGCAAAAAUGGCGGACGGUUAUUACGAGAGAAAUUAGAAAAAAUAGGCCUUAACCUACCAGCAGGGAGACGGAAAGCCGCGAACGUGACCCUGCUCACUUCAUUAGUAGAAGCUGAAGCAGUGCAUUUAGCCCGUGACUUCGGCUAUGUAUGUGAAACUGAGUUCCCUGCGCGGGCGUUAGCGGAAUACCUUGCGAGACAAUACGCAGAGCAUGACGCUAGACGAAGGCGGGACCUCUUGCAGGCCACGAAGCAGGUUGUCAAAGAAGUAAUGGAUCUUCUAAACCAGGAUAGGUCUCCACUCUGCAAUACUCGGCCGCCGCAUCUCCUUGAACCGGCGAUACAGCGACAUCUAACGCAUUUCUCGCUCAUCUCGCACGGGUUUGGAGGACCGGCCAUUGUUGCAGCCCUCACUGCCAUACAGAAUUUCUUAAACGAGUCGUUGAAGCAUUUAGAUAAAUUAUAUCCUCAAAGCGGUAUGGUUUCGUCAUCGUUAGACAAAACUAAAAUGGACCCUGACAUCAAAAAGUAG
Messenger RNA from Pieris macdunnoughi, 1227 nucleotides. The record is from the annotation of a GenBank genome assembly. NCBI's taxonomy places the organism in Eukaryota, Metazoa, Arthropoda, Insecta, Lepidoptera, Pieridae.